This is a messenger RNA of Blepharisma stoltei, 852 nucleotides long. The record is from the annotation of a GenBank genome assembly. NCBI's taxonomy places the organism in Eukaryota, Ciliophora, Heterotrichea, Heterotrichida, Blepharismidae.
AUGUUAUCUAGAGCCAGGCUGAUUACUCGUUUCGUAACAACUCAAGCAGCCCCUCAAACUGAGUUAUCAGAAGCAACACGAAGAUAUUGGAACAGAGUUGGAGACUGGUACCUCAAAUAUAACUAUGAAAAUUCCACAAAGAUGUACGAAACCAUGGCAAGUUUCCUCAGAUUAGAAAAAGCCAAAAAAGUCCUAGACGCAGGAUGUGGCGCAGGUAACGGGGUUCCAGCUAUGAAAAAGUUCGCUGGCCCAAACACUAAAUUCACCUUAGUGGACAUUAGUGAUUACUUUGUUCAAAAAGCUAGAGAAUCAAACCCAGGGGUAGAAGUUCUCCAACAGGAUGCUGAAGCUUUGUCUUUUAAUGAUUCAUCGUUUGAUGUUUAUAUUUCCAAUGGACUCUUAGAAAUCGUUAAGAAGCCUGAUUGGGUUGUUAGUGAAGCUUAUAGAGUAUUGAAACCAGGCGGAGUUGCAUCAUUCUCUAUUUAUGGAAGAAUGGGUAUAUGCAACACUCUAAGAAUUUACAAAUCAAUUAGAAACAAGCUAGGAAUCAAACGUGGAACUGCAGAGCCUAAAUUUGAGCUUGCUGACCCAGAAAAAGUAAAAGCUUUGGUAAAAUCUGUAGGAUUCAAAAGAGUGGUUUAUUUCUACGAGCAGUAUCAUUUCAAUGUAAUUGAGCCAAAAGAUAUUUUCGGGAUGUAUCUAGAUAACCCAGUCCUAAGAGAAGGUGCAACUCAAGUCGGAAAAAGCCAUGAAUUCGAAAAUUUAGUCAAACAGGAGCUGGAAGAAAUCUUAUUUGAAAAAGAAGAGCCUCUUAUUUACGAAGCAUUAGUAGUAACAGCUUAUAAAGAAUAA